UCCAGAAGAGUACCAAAAGGGAUGACAACAACAUUAGCACACAUUUCAGUUUGGCAUCAUUACUGCACAUUAAAGCAACACUAUUGAGCUGUUUGCGUUUUAGCUGUUAAUAAACAAAACUGCAUGCGUCUUGCGGAAGAAUAUUGUAGCCGGAGCUACUUCUCUGUUUCUGUACAUUAUGAGUCACGCAGGUACUAGGCUGCUCUGUAGCGGUGCAGACAUGACCAGUCUAAAAUAGUCUGAAAAUAAACACUUAUAGGUGUACCGUAGUGAUUCAGAACAUAGUUUGGAAAAUUGAUUCAUGAUGUACUUGCUAUUAUAUCAUUUUUUGUAAAAUUUGAACACAAAAAUGUACAUAGUGCAGCUUUAAAGCAUGAGUGAUGUUUUGGCUGUGAUGACUGUUUUGUGAGUCGGCAUGAAACAGAAGUUCGAUUGUCUUUCCUUCCAUGUUGUGAUGCAUAUCCAAGUGAAAUGGCUUCUCAAACAAGAAAAAAAUGAAGGUCAGGCAUUGAUUUUAGGAACUGACUGGAUCGUUGUGGUUUGCAAUUGCUGCAAUCUCAUGUGAGUGAUUGAGGUUGUCAUGAGUUUGUUCCGCCUUUGCGCCAAAAACAUCAUCAGAAAAUAAAAGAGAUGUUGCUGCAAGAGGGAGGGGAAGUUAUUUAGAUUAAAGAUUAUGAGGGAAAUAUGGAAAUACUAUUGCAGAUUUUUUCUUUAGCUAUUAGAGCAAAUGCAAAAAAUAUAUAUAUUUGAUAUAUUUAAUCUCCCAUUCACUGCUAUACUUAUAAGUUUACCCAACUAUGACAACUUCCGCUUCUGAGAACCACGGAAAUGUGAAAAGGGUCCAUUUAAAAAAAAAAAAAGAUCAACCAUUCAUUAUAAACACUGCCAUAUUACAUAAAAAAAGAAUUGUCACUUUAACAUUUUAAUCUUUUAAAUGUGCAGAUUUUCCCUAAAAAUAUGGGUAUACUAAUGUAUCACUCAUAUGCCACAUCCACAAAACCAAAAAAUAUAUAUAUAUUAGAAGAAUUGGAUGGUGAAAAUAAAACCAAAAAAAAAGCACAUUACUUCACAACAGGCAAGAUUUAAAAGUCAAAAACAAGGAAAGCAGGGCUGUUUGAGAUGCAGCUCUCAGGUGGAUUUGAUCAUUUCUGAAAGGCAUAUUCUCAGAUUUUCAUGAUUCUUCAGGUUCUGAUAUGUGUCCAUUGGGUCAGUUUCCGUGUGGGAAUCUGUCGGUGUGUUUGCCUCAACCUCAGCACUGCAACGGGCAGCAGGACUGUCCUAAUGGAGCGGAUGAAGAGAACUGCGUGGAUAACAGUGGUUGGCCCCAUCUGUUUGAUGCAUUCAUGAAAACAAGGGUCCAGGAGUCUAAAGAGUGCAUGUUAGAUGUCUAUCCAGAUGUGUGUCAUUGUGAGGGUCGGAAGGUGAACUGUAAUGGCAAAAACCUCCUACAUGUACCUGCUGUGUCGUCUAAUGUAACUGCACUAGAGCUGAACAGUAACAGAAUUGAAUCUCUCUCUCGUGAUAUGUUCAUCCGCUAUAGACACCUGGAGAGACUACAUUUGGAAAGUAACAGUAUAGAAAUGAUCUCCAAGAGGGCGUUUUCAGGACUGAUCUCUUUGCGUAAACUUUUUUUGAGUCAAAAUAGGAUUGCGUCUCUAAAAGCAGGAAUAUUUGGUGACCUCAGCAGUCUGGAGUGGUUGAUUCUGGAUGAGAACAGAAUAUCUUCUCUGCGUCAAAAGUCUUUUGAAGGCCUGAAAUCAUUAUUUUUCCUGUCUUUAUUAAAUAACUCUGUUGAACAGUUUCCUAAAACUUCAAUUUGCCUUGAGAUGCCCCGUCUGAACUGGUUGGAAAUGGAGGGAAAUAGAAUUUCAUCUCUCUGGGCAUCAAGUUUUAAGAACUGCUCCUCUCUCACCGUCUUAGCAUUGAGGAGAAACCACAUCAGCACCAUUGAAGAGGGAACAUUUGCAGACAUGCAAAGAUUGAUAGACCUAGACGUGUCUGUGAACCAGAUUAAAGACCUGCCUCCAUCUCUGUUCCAGAACCUCCAGAACCUCAAACAGCUGAAUAUCUCCAACAAUCCCCUGGAACACAUAUACAGCAAUCAAUUUGACAGUUUGGUGAAUCUGCAGUCACUGAGUAUGGAAGAGGUGGAGAUUCCCAACAUCAGUAUCAGGAUGUUCCGGCCCCUAACUAACCUCACUCACAUUUAUUUUAAGCGUUUUGAAUUCUGUGGAUAUUCUCCUAAUGUGCGGAGCUGCAAGCCAAACACAGACGGAAUCUCAUCCUUUGAGAAUCUGCUCGCAAACAUCAUUCUGCGCGUGUUUGUCUGGGUCGUCGCCUUCAUCAUUUGCUUCGGAAACAUCUUCGUCAUCUGUCUGCGGUCCUGUAUUGCUUCAGAAAAUCAACAUCACACCAUGGCCAUCAAAUCCCUCUGCUGUGCAGACUGUCUCAUGGGCGUGUAUCUGCUUUUCAUCGGUGCCUUUGAUAUCAAGUAUUGCGGCGAGUACAACCGCCAUGCUCAGAUAUGGAUGGAGAGCCUGUCCUGCCAGCUGAUUGGCGCUCUGGCCAUGUUGUCCACAGAGGUAUCCGUCAUGAUGUUGACCUACAUGACAAUAGAGAAGUACCUGUGCAUCGUCUUCCCAUUCCAGCAUUACCGUGCUGGACGAAAACAGACCCUCUGCUCACUGACCUUCAUCUGGCUGCUAGGAUUUAUCAUUGCCGUUAUUCCCUUCUGGGAUAAACAGACAUUUGGGAAUUUUUAUGGGCGGAACGGAGUGUGUUUCCCACUUCAUUCAGACCAGACAGAGAAACCUGGUGCCAGAUGCUAUUCUACAGCCAUCUUUCUCGGUCUGAAUCUGCUGGCUUUCGUGAUGAUCGUAUUCUCCUACUCCAGUAUGUUCUACUCUGUCCAGAAAACGGCGAAGACAGCGCGGCAGACGGUAUUUGAUCGGGAAGUCACUAUUGCAAAGCGAUUUUUCUUCAUUGUGUUUACUGAUGCCAUGUGCUGGAUCCCCAUCUUCCUCUUGAAGAUACUAUCACUGCUAAGAGUACACAUUGCAGGUACCAUCAUUCUGUGGGUGGUGAUUUUUAUCCUUCCAAUAAACAGCGCCCUGAACCCCAUUCUGUACACUAUCACAACCAGCGCUUUUCAGCAGAGACUCAAACAGUGUCUGAAAUAUCGCUGCCAGCAGACUAACUGACACAAACACACACUAGUAUGCAUAAACACAUGCUCUGAGAUUAAUAUUCCAUGUGGAAUAAAAUGUUAAUAGAUGACAGGAUAAUGACACACACACACACACACACACACACACACACACACACACACACACACACACACUGCUCUCAUCUUCAGCACAAGCUAAUAAGGCUUAUUAUAGCCUGCAGGGGAGAAUAAAUGAGAGCAAACACGACCACAUUAACCAGCAGACCAUCAUAAACAAUAUAUACUUAUGCAAUUAAUAUGUAAUACCAAGCCUUAUUUGAAAAACAACAAAAAUUACACGCAAACCUAAGAAACUUCAGUACUGCCAUAUAGACCUGGAGCAGUGCAUGCGUACGCAGGGAGAGCCAAACUCUGCGGCUGUCAGAGAAACAGGCAGGAAGCGGUUCAGGACGGACCCGGUGGGCUGAGGAUUGGAACCCUUCCGACUGAUUUAAUUGAAUUUUUGUUUGCUUGUGUGAAUGUGUAUGGAAAACAAAGAGGCAAAGAUGGCAGUUGCAUACUGUCAGGAUAGAAAAUGUCAAGACCUAAAACAUAUAUGUGGAGAGAAUUCACAAUGAAAGAUCACUCUAAAUCCAAUCACAGCACUUAAUCCAUGAAAAAGACAAAGAAUUAUUAUGGUGUUCACGUUGGUAUGUCAAAUGACAAAUUUGUUCCAGAUUGCUGUUAUUAAGAUUACAUGACUUUUAUUGUGUGAGUCUAUUAUUUAUGAAACUCACGGCUUUCAUUUGUCUGCUGUAAUUUGUCAGUUGUCUAAAAUAUGUAAAAUGAAUGUAAAACUCAAAUAACUGCAAUGAAUAAAUUAUAAUUAUUUCAUUAUAUUUCAUUACACACCUGUUUGGCAGCACUAACUCCUUUUCCUUUGCUCUGGCA
This is a messenger RNA of Megalobrama amblycephala (Wuchang bream), 4096 nucleotides long. It is a transcript of the gene rxfp2l, whose product is annotated as relaxin family peptide receptor 2, like. Gene Ontology annotation, molecular function: protein binding; G protein-coupled receptor activity. NCBI's taxonomy places the organism in Eukaryota, Metazoa, Chordata, Actinopteri, Cypriniformes, Xenocyprididae. The transcript has 18 exons. Gene Ontology annotation, biological process: G protein-coupled receptor signaling pathway. The record is from RefSeq and is a predicted model, not a curated record. Gene Ontology annotation, cellular component: membrane. Bases 1194 to 3200 code for a protein of 668 amino acids.